AUGGUUCAGAGGAACAAGGCGCACAAGGCCAGCGGCAAGCUCGGGAAGCGGGCGCGGAAACAGCACAAAGCGGUCGCCGGAGGAAUCCGGCGACCUCCGGUCAAGGGUGCAACAGGGCCUGGCAGCAAGCAGAAGCGAAGGCAGGCUGUGAAGCUGCGCCGGCGACUGCAAAGACGGUCUGAGCUGAGACUGAAGCGCCAACCUAAGCCACCUCUACUGGUCUCCAUCCUUCCACUUUCGCAGGCUGUGGAUGUUAGCCACCUAUAUGCCACACUUGUUGGCACCUGUGAAGGUAGCAAGCCAGAUGAGCGAAACUACGCAAACCCACAAGAUAUGGAGGGAUUGAUAGGCCCCGCCGCCUCCACCACAUCCCAGACAUUUUGCACUCUACAGCCUCCAGGGAACAAACACACCAAAUGGAUGCUCCUGCCACCCUUAAAGAGCCAUCAGAAUCCUCUGGAAAUCGUUGACUUGGUGGCAGCUGCAGAGCUGGUGCUGCUUGUUUUCGAUGACAAUCCAGGCCAACGUGCAAUCGAUGAGGAGGGAGCAAGAGCACUCCAGGUGUUGGGGGCGAUCGGCAUGCCUUCCACUGCAGUUGUUUUGCAGGGCACCAUGGGCAAAGGACAGAAGAACGUGUCAGAAGCAAAGAAAAGAGCAGCGGAGGCACUGGCAGAGCAUCUGAGCACAGAGUUGAAGAUUUUCCCUGUGGAUGAUGCCAAGGGCUGUGCAGCAAUGCUCCACCAUCUACAACCUGUUCAGUUCAGCUUGCCAGCAUGGAGGAGGCAACGGCCAUGCCUAAUGAUUGAGCAUGCUGAAUUCGUCCAGGGCGAUGCUCUCCCCACUUCUGGCACGCUAAUGCUGACAGGUCAUGUUCGCAGCAAGGUGUUGUCUGCCAACCAACUAGUUACCAUACCCGGCAUCGGGGAUUACCAGAUCAAGUGCAUAUCCCCUGCAGGCAGGGGCUCUUUCCAAACACCUGACGAGAUGGAGAUAGGGGAUCAAAUUCUGGCAAAGCCCAUACCAGAGGACCAACAGCCACUGAUCAAAUUGAAUGAUCAACCUGUGUGUGAGGACAUUCCUGAUGAGGACACAAUGGCUGAAAACACAAUAACUCAAGUGAGGCGGUUGCCGAAAGGCACAUCUGCCUAUCAAGCGGCCUGGAUAUUGGACCAAGAAGACACAGCACAGGAAGAGUCGCAAACCGAUGAUGAGCCAAACAGCAACCAGCCUGUUGAUGGUGACAUGGCUCUGGACGAUGCCGAGGACGUUGCCGACGACCUUCAGAGCAUUGGCAGCUUGGGUCGGAAAGACAGCGACGCUGAGGACGUGGACUGGGACAGCUACUGUGGCAUGGAUGAGGGGACUUCAGAUCCAAGAGAGGCAGAACAAGAGGAUGCCGAGUAUCCCGAUGAGGUGGAAGUACCUGAAGGCGUUGAUGCCCGGGUCAGGUUUGAGGAAUACCGUGGCCUCAAGAGCUUCCGAACCACCCCUUGGGAUCCCCAGGAGGGCCUGCCUCCUGAAUACUCCCGCCUGUUCGCCUUUCAGAACUUCAGGGGCACCGCCAAAGUUGCCAAGGCUGAGGCGGACGCCAGCGACGUCCCUGGUGUCAGCAUCCCUCCUGGCGAUUUUGUGUGCGUUCAUCUGCAGGAUGUCGAGGCGGCGGAUGCUGCGAAACUGGUGUCCCGUGUACAAGCGUCGAAACAGGGCGAGGCGCCACCAGCGGUGGCCCACGGCCUCCUGCGCCACGAAUCCAAAAUGUCAGUGGUGAACUUCAGGCUCACGAAGACGGCCACCUACACGGCGCCCAUCCACGACGGGGAGGACCUCCUGGUGGUCACGGGCCUUAGGGCCUACCCCGCCCGGCCCCUCAUCUCAACCGACGACCCCCGGUUCGACAAGCACAAACUCGAGCGGUUCCUGCACCCGGGGCGGUCCUGCGUGGCGUCCGUCUACGCGCCCAUCACCUACUCCCCCAUGCCCAUCCUCGCCUUCAAGUCCGACGGAAUCAGCCCUCCCAGGCUGGCGGCAACGGGGACGCUGCUGGGCUGCGACCCCGACAGGGUUGUGCUGCGCAAGGCGGUGCUGACGGGCAAGGCCACGCACGUGCAGAAGAAAACCGCCAUCGUCUCCGGAAUGUUCCGAAACCCGGAGGACGUGCGGUGGUUCAGGCCGGUGGAGCUGUGGACGAAGUACGGGCGGACGGGGUUCAUACGGGAGCCGGUGGGCACGCACGGGGCGAUGAAGUGCCUGUUUGAGGGCGCGCUCAGCCAGCGCGACACGGUGUGCAUGUCGCUGUACAAGAGAGUGUUUCCGCGCUGGCAGGAGUGA
Molecule: messenger RNA, 2328 nt
Organism: Ostreobium quekettii
Lineage: Eukaryota; Viridiplantae; Chlorophyta; Ulvophyceae; Bryopsidales; Ostreobiaceae
Source: the annotation of a GenBank genome assembly